AUGGAAAUCGCUGGGGGCGAGGUCUGGACUGAGGAGGACUCCUUUGGUGAUGAGGCCUGCCGCCCUUUGCUUCAGCGCCUUAUGCACAUCCCUGAGAACCUGGCAACGACAGACGACACUACAAUAUUUGUUUCAUCAUCCGAUGAGACCAGUUUAAUAUCUUUGGCUAAUGCACUACUCGAGAAAGUAAGAAAUUGGGCGAAACGAAAUUGUUUCCACAUAAAUGUCUCUAAAACAAAAGCGGUGAUAUUUAGACCUAAAAAUAAACAGGUAACCAUGAAUCUACCACUAUCGUACGGAGAUAUGAAAAUUCAAUAUGUAAAUGACGUGAAGACUGUCGAGGUAGUGUUUUCGUACAACUUAUCGUGGGAUGGGCAUGUGCAAUAUAUUCGUGGUAGACUUUGCAAAGUAUCUGGUAUGAUAAAGAAGUGCAGGUACCUUCUUCCAGUAGGUGUUAAACUCUUGCGCUAUAACAGUCUUUUUUACUCCUUACUUUCCUAUUGCAUACUGAUCUGGGGAACGACCACAACGUCGAAUGAAAAUCAGAUUCAUAUGAUUCAAAAAAGAGUCUUGCGUAUAGUUCUGUUCUACAAAACGAUGACAAGGACAAACAAUCAACACGUAAGCAUUAUUUGGAUGAAUCAGUAUAGACCUACGUAUCCAGUAAGGACUGCCCAAAAAUUUCGCCUGCCGUUUAGUAGAACAAAUUAUGGUAAACAAUCAAUCACUUAUCAGCUUCCUAUCCUGUUAAAUAUGUUGGCUUCUAUUGAUAUUGAUAUCUUUGCUUUGUCAGAUUAUAAUAUGAAACAGCUCUUUAUUGUAUAA
Messenger RNA from Ornithodoros turicata, 825 nucleotides. RefSeq lists its product as uncharacterized. The record is from RefSeq and is a predicted model, not a curated record. The transcript has 4 exons. Bases 1 to 825 code for a protein of 274 amino acids. NCBI's taxonomy places the organism in Eukaryota, Metazoa, Arthropoda, Arachnida, Ixodida, Argasidae.